Orcinus orca (killer whale) is the source of this 1646-nucleotide messenger RNA. It is a transcript of the gene BLOC1S3, whose product is annotated as biogenesis of lysosomal organelles complex 1 subunit 3. The record is from RefSeq and is a predicted model, not a curated record. The coding region runs from base 358 to 966 and encodes 202 amino acids. Gene Ontology annotation, cellular component: BLOC-1 complex. The transcript has 2 exons. Lineage: Eukaryota; Metazoa; Chordata; Mammalia; Artiodactyla; Delphinidae.
GCUCCCUACCCCGCCCUUAGUGCACCCUUCCCAGAGUCCAGUUGGGCUGUUACCCUUUCUGUGACCCAGGCACUUGUACCUGAACGGCUCAGGAGCCCGUGUGCUUCCGAAUCUGACACAGGCUUGGAGGAGGGUGUGGCCUCUGCUAGGAGGCAAAAUCGGAAAGAGCUUAGUUUGGACUCCGGGUACUCGUGCCUCAGCCUUGAUCGAGCUGGUGGUCCUCAGUUUUCCCAUCAGUACACUGAGGAGGCUGGGGUCUAGUCCCCAUCAUCAUCAUCAUCAGGGAUGAUGAUGCAGAAAAGGGAACUGAGGCCCAGGCAGGGGAAGCAGAUGGCCCCAGAUUGCUAAGCUCGCGCCAUGGCGUCCCAGAGUCGUCGGCGGAGGCCGCUGCGGAGGCCUGAGAAGGUGGUGCCGGGGGAGGCGGCCGAGACGGACUCGGAGCUCUCUGUGUCCUCGUCGGAGGAGGAGGAACUGUACCUGGUCCUCUCGGGCCCGACGCGCGGCCGCCCCACGGGACUGCGGGUGGUCGGGGAGGCCGCGGAGACCGACUCGGACUCGGAGCCGGAGCCGAAGGCCGCGCCGAGGGAUCUGCCUCCGCUCGUGGUGCAGCGGGAGACUGCCGGGGAGGCCUGGGGAGAGGAGGAGGCCCCGGCGCCCGCCCCCGCGCGUUCGCUGCUGCAGCUCCGGCUGGCUGAGAGCCAGGCGCGGCUGGACCACGACGUAGCGGCCGCGGUGAGCGGCGUGUACCGCCGCGCGGGCCGUGAUGUGGCCGCCCUGGCCGGUAGGCUGGCGGCUGCCCAGGCGGCGGGAUUGGCGGCGGCCCACAGCGUGCGCCUGGCGCGGGGGGACCUCUGCGCGCUGGCCGAGCGCCUGGACAUCGUGGCCGGCUGCCGCCUGCUGCCCGACAUCCGCGGCGUGCCGGGCACCGAGCCCGAACAAGACCCGGGACCGCGAGCCUAUCUGUGACCCACUCUCCCGCCUGACUGAGCCCUGGGGGUAGGCCUUGCGGCCUCUGGGACCUGGCUCUGUGCCCUGUUUAGCCACCCACCCAUCUUACUGUCACCCUCAGAGAUAACCCCGCCCCCUGGAUAAUGCUCUGUGUGGGGGGGGAGGGAGGGGGGAGGAUGGGGGGUUAAUGCUGUGCAGCCCUGCCAGGCCCUAGCAUCUGGUUCCUCCCCCGGCCCUGGCGCUUGCUCCCUGGUUCAGAGCUUGUGUGUGUCUGAAGCUUGGCUCAAACUCCUGGGUAACUAGCCACUCCUUAAUCUGUCUCCAUCUUAGCGGUUCACAGAGCCGCAGCUCUCCUUUCUGUCUGCCUUCCUCAGUUUGGUUUCUGUUCACAGGGGCUGGUCCUGCUUCUAGCGCAGAUUCCCUGAUGUCUCUGGCCCUAGUCCCACUUCUGGAAUUCUGCCCUCUAAUCUGGACCCUUUUUCUGCUCCUCAGGCUUGGCUCUGAUUCCAUCUCCUCCUUCUAGUCCUUGCCCUUCCGCCUCCUGGCUGCUUCUCCUUGGGCUUAGCUCCACCCCCUUGGCCUGAUCUUGUUUCCUGGGUCCAGCUGUACCCUUAGGUUUGGUUCUGCUUCUUUUUGCUUCUCCCAUCCUGUUUAAACUACGUACUUAAUUAUGGGCUCCAGGGACCCCCUAUGGUUUU